Aureobasidium uvarum is the source of this 975-nucleotide messenger RNA. NCBI's taxonomy places the organism in Eukaryota, Fungi, Ascomycota, Dothideomycetes, Dothideales, Saccotheciaceae. The record is from the annotation of a GenBank genome assembly.
AUGUCCAAAUCAAGCGUACCCAGUGUCAACGACCUGCCGUCGGCGGAAGAGCUCAAGCAAGAUGCUGUCGUCGCGACGAAACAGACAUUCGCAAGUUUGCGAUCGCUCGUGUCGGGCGGUGUUGGUGGUGUGAGCGCGGUUGUUGUGGGACACCCCUUCGAUCUGGUCAAGGUGCGCUUGCAGACUGCUCAAGCCGGUGUCUACAGCGGCGCAAUGGAUGUCCCGCACCACGGCUGCCUCAACAACUCACACUGUCUAGNNGGUCUGUACGCUGGUGUUUCGGCUCCUCUGGUUGGAGUGACUCCAAUGUCGACUGACAGAAGCCAGGGAUACGAUUUGGGCAAAAAGCUUGUCAGAUCAUUCAGCACAGUACACAACGAUCAGUUCACGGUUGGCCAAGUAUGCGCCGCAGGUGCCUUCUCCGCCGUUCCCACAACCGCCAUCGCCGCCCCCUUCGAGCGUGUCAAGGUGCUGCUGCAGAUCCAGGGUCAAAAGACAUUGGCUCCUGGCGAGAAGCCAAAGUACGCAGGAGGUGUGGAUGUUGUGCGUCAACUUUACAGGGAAGGUGGUAUCAGGUCCGUCUUCAGAGGCAGCGCCAUGACACUUGCCAGAGAUGCUCCGGGAUCAGCAGCAUACUUUGCAGCCUACGAGACCGUCAAGCGCUCGCUCACACCCAAGAACGCAGACGGCACACCCGGCGAGCUCAGUCUUCUUGCCGUCAUGGCUGCAGGUGGUGCCGCCGGUAUCGCCAUGUGGAUUCCCGUCUUCCCCGUCGACACCGUCAAGAGUCGUCUGCAGUCGGCAGAAGGCAACCCCACCAUCGGAGGCACCGUCAAGGAGCUCUACAGAAGAGGAGGUUACAAGGCAUUUUUCCCUGGUAUCGGUCCCGCAAUGGCUCGUGCUGUCCCCGCCAACGCUGCCACUUUCCUCGGAGUCGAGUUGGCUCAGCAGGCCAUGUCCAAGAUGUUUGACUAG